Hibiscus syriacus is the source of this 1888-nucleotide messenger RNA. RefSeq names its product probable membrane-associated kinase regulator 2. NCBI's taxonomy places the organism in Eukaryota, Viridiplantae, Streptophyta, Magnoliopsida, Malvales, Malvaceae. Bases 86 to 1375 code for a protein of 429 amino acids. Gene Ontology annotation, cellular component: plasma membrane. The transcript is spliced from 2 exons. The record is from RefSeq and is a predicted model, not a curated record.
UUUCUUGUUAUCUGCUCUAAAGAAAAAUCCAUAUCUUCAAGAAAGAUUCAAACUGUGUGUGUUUUCUAUUCUGGCUCUCCCAACAAUGAUAGCUUUUAGCUUGCUUAAGUAUUGGAGAGGUGGUGGAGGUGGUAGCAAUGCUUGUGUGUCUGCACGUUCCGCCGCUGGUACUGCCGGUGGAGGAGGUACGACUACGAUCGUGACUACUCAUCAGGUGGUGGAUACGGAUGAUGAAGAAGAUGACAACGGGGCUUUCUUUGACCUGGAGUUUGCGGUUCCUGAUGAGGAUGAAACAGAGGAAAACGCAGACGUCGAGGAAGAAGGUGGUGAUGUUGAAGAUGAAGGAAGUGAAGAUCAAAAUGAUGGCGUUGGUGGAAAAUCUGACGAUGGUUGCUCCGAUGGUGAUCGAGAGUUCAAUUUCACGCUCUCUUCUGGCUCGAGCGGUGACCCUUCUGAUCCGAACCCGACUCUUUCUCCUUCGGAUGAUCUGUUCUUUAAAGGAAGGCUAGUCCCCAUUGAGACAAACUCUUCCUUGGAAUCGAAAUCUUCUCAAAUUCCAGUAUCAUUGUUGAAAUCAGCCACCAAGUUUCGAGUUUUCUUGUUGAGAUUCAAGAAAUCAAAGUUCAACUCAACUGAAAAGACCGAGUCGGGUACUGCUGAUGAACUUGUUUCAGUCCCCACCACGAGCUCACCAAAAAAGCAAGAAGAACCCCAGGAAGAAGACAACAAUAACAACAAGAACAAGCUUUUUACAGUUAAGGUCGAGGAGGUUCCUAUAAUGUCUCUGUUUUCCAGAGACAACAGCCAGUCGCAAAAACAACAGAGCUCCGACGAGACGGUUUCUGACGAAAAGAAAUUCUCCAAAGAUGUAAUACAAAAAUACUUGAAGAAAGUCAAGCCGCUUUAUGUUCGGGUUUCAAGAAGGUACGGCGAGAAGCUGAAGUUUUCAGGGCAGUUGAGCUUGGGUUCUUUGAAACCCGCUACGCCACCUUCUACGGCUGCUCAGAAACCGGUUUCGGGGAAGGAAACGACGGCAGAAAAAGGACAAGCCGAGGCGGAGGUUGGGAAGAACACCAAGCAGGUGAGCAUUCCUGCAGGACUUAGGGUGGUUUGUAAGCAUUUGGGAAAGAGCCGAUCGGCCUCCUCCGCCGUGGCGGCUGUUCCCCCUGCGCCUGCUGUGUCUAAGAGGAGAGACGAAUCUCUGUUGCAGCAACAAGAUGGAAUCCAAGGCGCCAUCCUCCAUUGCAAGAGAUCUUUUAAUGGCUGUCAAGAUUCUUCGGAGUCUUCCAUUCUGCCAAGAUCUGUAAGUGAUCCAUCCCAUGAGAAGUCAAUCAAUUUGUCGAGAAACUCGUUACCAGAUGAAGCUAAAGCAUGAAAAACAAAAAUCUCCACCAUUAAUGAAUCAAUGAAGCAUUGAUUAUUAUCUCUGUAAAUAUUUUUGUUUUACUGUUCACUAGGUCUACUACCCCUACUGUACGUAAAGGCACCUCUUUCUGUAAAGCGAAAGAAGAGAAUCAGAUCUUUGUAUUGCUAAAAAAAACCAAGUAUGAUGAUUAUGAAGGCUCCAUCAUUAUCAGCAAAAAUUUCUUCGAAGUUUAACAUUUUGGGGUUCGGUUUUUGAUAACGUGGGCACUUAUUAAAUUUGCAUCUGGUAUGAUGGGUCCCAGGGUCAAGACUAAAUGGUGUCUUUUGUGGUCAGAGAAGUGGGAAAGUGGAGACCAAAACAGUAAAAAAAUGAGAGAUUUUGCUUUUCUUUUUCUCAUAGGAAGGCGAUGACCAUAAAGGAAAGGGAUGACCAUAAAAGGUGUUGGAACUCGAGAGGUCAUGGAUGUUGCUGAUGCCGAUGCAGUACCACUUUUUAUUUUUCGCUGUGUUGUUUGUUUAGAAU